Messenger RNA from Cyprinodon variegatus (sheepshead minnow), 2120 nucleotides. It is a transcript of the gene th, whose product is annotated as tyrosine hydroxylase. NCBI's taxonomy places the organism in Eukaryota, Metazoa, Chordata, Actinopteri, Cyprinodontiformes, Cyprinodontidae. The record is from RefSeq and is a predicted model, not a curated record. Gene Ontology annotation, cellular component: axon; perikaryon; cytoplasm. The transcript has 14 exons. Gene Ontology annotation, molecular function: iron ion binding; tyrosine 3-monooxygenase activity. Gene Ontology annotation, biological process: dopamine biosynthetic process from tyrosine. Bases 90 to 1655 code for a protein of 521 amino acids.
CCAGCACAGCCUGACUAGGUUGCAGAGCGCCUCAAAGACACUUUCCUUUCUGCUUCAGCCGACUAAAGUGAUCAGACCGAGGCUUUAGGAUGCCACUUUCUAGCAGCUCCACAUCCUCCACCAAGAGUGUCCGCAGAGCGGCAUCCGAGCUGGAGAGGUCGGAUUCCAUAACGCUAUGUUUUAGGAUCUACCUCGAUUGCAUUGCUGUUCCAAUGCGCUUUUGGAGAUGUAAAGCGCUCCCAUCAAAUACCCAAAGAGACAUCCAAAAAUCUCAGAGGUUCAUCGGUAGACGACAGAGUUUGAUCGAGGAUGCGCGGAAGGAGAGAGAAGCGGCAGCGGCAGCGGCGGAGGCAGCGGAGGCCACUGAGCAGAUCGUGUUUGAGGAGGAAGAUGGAAAGGCGCUUCUGAACAUGUUCUUCACUUUGAGGAACUCCAAAACGCCUGCGCUUUCCAGGACACUCAAAGUCUUCGAGACAUUUGAAGCAAAGAUUCACCACUUGGAGACUCGACCAUCCAGAAGGUUCAGGGAAAACCUUGGGGACCUGGAGUAUUUUGUUCGCUGUGAGCUGCACCUCUCUGAUGUCAGCACUCUGGUCAGCUCUAUUAAGAGAAACGCAGAGGAUGUCAAAACCACCAAAGAAGUCAAAUUUCACUGGUUCCCAAAGAAAAUUGGAGAUCUGGACAGAUGUCAUCAUUUGGUCACAAAAUUUGAUCCAGACCUAGACGAAGACCAUCCUGGCUACAGAGACCCCAUCUACAGGCAGAGAAGAAAACUGAUUGGGGAUAUUGCUUUCACAUAUAAACAUGGGCAACCAAUUCCCAGAGUGGAGUACACAGAGGAGGAGAUUGGCACAUGGCGUCAAGUCUAUUCAACCCUUAGGGAUUUGUAUGUCACCCACGCCUGCAAAGAACACCUUGAGGCCUUUCGUCUGCUGGAGAAGCACUGCGGCUACAGUCCAGACAACAUUCCCCAGUUGGAAGACGUGUCAUGCUUCCUUAAAGAACGCACAGGGUUUCAGCUGCGUCCGGUGGCAGGUCUGCUCUCAGCCAGAGACUUUCUGGCAAGUCUUGCAUUUCGUGUGUUCCAGUGUACCCAGUACAUCCGACAUGCUUCGUCCCCUAAUCACUCCCCAGAACCGGACUGUGUCCAUGAACUGCUUGGCCAUGUCCCCAUGCUGGCCGAUCGCACUUUUGCCCAGUUUUCACAGAACCUUGGUCUGGCAUCGCUGGGAGCGUCAGAUGAAGACAUAGAGAAGCUGUCAACUCUUUACUGGUUUACAGUUGAAUAUGGCCUCUGUAAACAAAAUGGUGAAGUAAGGGCUUAUGGAGCCGGGCUGCUUUCUUCCUAUGGAGAGCUUGUGCAUUCUCUCUCUGAUGAACCAGAGGUGCGGGAGUUUGAUCCAGAGGCUGCAGCAGUUCAGCCCUACCAAGACCAGAACUACCAGCCUGUUUACUUUAUUUCAGAAAGUUUUCCAGACGCCAAGGAGAAAUUCAGGACAUACGUAGCGGGUAUCAAGCGUCCCUUCUCAGUCAGGUACGAUCCGUAUACAUGCAGCGUUGAAGUCCUGGACAACCCACUGAAGAUACAAGGAGGUCUGGAGGGAGUAAAAGAUGAGAUCAAGGUGUUAACAGACGCCCUCGCUGUUUUGUCAUGAUGAUAGUCGGUUGUUUGCCCUCUAUACUGAGCUCUGCAGAGUCAUAAGUGUGAAGAGACCAUCACAUGUAUCUUAAGUGUAAUUUAGUAAGAUGCUGGGUUAUUGCAGUGUGUGUUUAUGAAAACUUUCCAACUAUGUCGAAAGAUUUGCCCAGUGUGAAUGUAUUUGUGACAAUAUGUACUGUGGUUCUACUUUGCUAAAAAAAAAAGUAUGCUUUAAUUAGGAAAAGUGUCCAAAUGUGCUAAUAUUGGAGCCACCAUCAAAGAAAAUUGUGUUUAUGAAUGUAUACAGAUUAAAGAAAAUAAUAUUUUAAAAUCAAACACAUGUAAUUGUUUAGUCGACAUUGCAUAUUUUUUCGUGAUUUAUUUUGCCAAACAAUAUAUAUAUUUAAAUAUAAUGAAAGUUCUUAUUAAAUAAUUGAUUUUAUGUAACUGAAUAGGUGUUUGUAAAUUAAUGCAUGUGUUA